Messenger RNA from Prorocentrum cordatum, 4043 nucleotides. The record is from the annotation of a GenBank genome assembly. Lineage: Eukaryota; Dinophyceae; Prorocentrales; Prorocentraceae.
AUGGAGCUGGACUGUGACCGAGCGGUGCGCAGCCUCAACGGGAUGUUCUCGCAUGCGCCUCAGCCGGCUCUUGUCCAGGGCGCGCCAGCCUGUGCUUUCGUCUCGCGCGCGCAGCGCGAGGCCAUCGACUUCGUCGAGGAGUCGGCGCGGGCCCUGGGAGCGCCGCCCCCGGGGCUCACCCCCGCAGAGGCUCUUCGGAAGCUUCGCGUGGCGAGCUGGUACGACGUGGACUCUGCCAAGCUCGGAUCCUACCGCCCCGACGCGAUCUCACUGCCCUCUGGCACGGUUCGGCCGAUUCCGCUGGAGACUCUGUGGGGGAGCGGCGGGAGUGACACCGUGAAGGAUUUUAUAUCACAGAAUUUGCUGUGCUCCGAGAGGGCGAAGCAGCGACUGCAGGGCGUGGGGCUGGAGCGGGCGUACUCUGACCCAGCCUUGCGGCGUCGGGGUGCGUAUGAGGAAUUCAUUCGUAUGUUGCAAGAGCGUGGCCUCGUCGACUUCGCCGAGUCUGGCAUCGAGUCCGUCGAGGCCUUCUUCGUGGAGAAGAAAGACCAGAGGCUGCGCAUGGUGAUAGACUGCCGGAGGGCCAACGCUUGGUUCGCUGAGCCGGCCGGAGUGAGCCUGUGCACGGGCGAUGCCCUUUCGAGGUUGGAGCUGGGCCUCAACGACGAGCUCCACAUCCAGGGUGCCGACCUCAGCGACGCCUUUUACCACAUGGGCUUGCCUGAGGAGCUGAGGGGGUGCUUCUCCUUCCGACCCGUGCGCGCCUCGGCGGUUGGCAUCAAGCUCCUCGGCGGGAAGCCACUCGGCCGGGGCGCUCUUGUCACGCCGCGCCUGGCCGUGCUGCCGAUGGGGUGGAGCUGGGCGCUGUGGUGGUGCCAGCGCGUGCAUGAGCGCACCAGCGUCGAGGCCGGCGCCUGCCCCGAGCAGCGGAUCGUCGACCGCCGGCCGCCGCCGCCGAUGACGCCGGGCGCCCACCUGGAGUACGUCGACAACUUCAUCGCGAUCGGCACCGACUCCGAGUGGGUGGCGGCGCUCGUGCGGCGCGUGUCUGACGCGCUGCGCGCCCGCGGGCUCGAGGUGAAGGCCGAGGACCAUGCUGGCGAGCUGCCUGGUGAGUCGGAGGCGCUGGGGUGGUGCAUUGACCGAGGACGGUGCAUCGUGCGGCCCACGCGGGCCCGGCUGUGGCGUGCGCGCCUGGCCGUUCGAGGUGUCCUCGGCCGUGGCCGUCUUCGGGGACGCGACCUCGAGAAGCUCCUCGGGCAUCUGGUAUUUAUAUCUCUUAUCAAGCGCGAGGGCAUGUCUUUGUUCUGGAGCUGCUACGCCUUUGUCCGCAAGUGCUAUGACAAGGAGACCGGACUUUGGCCUGCUGUCCGGCGUGAGCUGGAGUACUGGGACGGCAUCGCUCCCCUCUUGUGGCGCAGCCUCCGUUCGCCUUGGACUGACGAGCUCAUCGUGGUCGACGCGAGCGAGUGGGGCAUCGGGGCUUGCGCUGCCCCUGCCCCCGCUUCGCUGGUGCAGAGGCUGGGCCACGUCUCCGAGCGCUGGAGGUGGCACCAUGGGCUGGCGGGCUCCGCGCCACGCCGGCACUCGGGGGCCGCGGCGGCCGCCGCCGCGCUGGCGGGCGACCCCGCCGACGCUGCGCCGUGGAUGCUGGGAGCGGAGGCGGUCGCGGCCGCGGGCUUUCCUCCGCGGCAUGCCGGCGGCGACGGGCUGGGGGGGGAGGAUUCCGCCCUCCAUAGUCACAACCCCCAGACCCAGGCCGCCGGCGCAGCCGAGGGGGCCGCCGGGAGCGCGUUCGACGAGGUGCCGCCGGACGUGAUCAAGCUGCCCUGGCGCACCGUGGGGCGCCACCGCUGGCGCUGGCCGGAGGAGAGCAUGCCGGUCGCCGAGGCGAGGGCCGUGCUGCACGGGCUCCAGCAUCUCGUGAGAGCCUCGCGGCACCGUGGCCGGCGCGUCGUGGUGCUGGGCGACUCUUUGAGCGCGGCCGGGGCCGUGGAUCGUUUCAGGAGCAGUUCUUGCAAAAUGCUCCGAGUCACUCAGGCCAUCGCCGCCGUCACCCUUGUCACUGCCACCACCCUCCACUACCGCUGGCUGCCCUCAGAGUGGAAUGCAGCCGACAACCCCUCGAGGGGGCGUUUCUCCCCCUCGACCCCCCAGCCGCUGCUGCCUCGGGCCAAGUCUGGCGCGGCGGGGCCAGGCGCCGCUGGGCCGCCCGGGGAGCCUGCCGAUGUUGGCGCGGGCGCGGCCGCCCGCGGCGCCGCCGCGCGCCCAGACGGCCUCGGCGACGCUGACCCGGUCUACGUUCAGGCCUCCGAGGACGUCGAGCUGCCGGGCCUGAGCGUGCUGGAGACGGGAUCGAUCACGGCGGCGACGCGGGCGCAGUACGUGGAGGCUUUCGACGGCUUCCAGGCUUGGAUGGCAGAGCGGGGCGUGCAGCCCACGACGCUGGACGACUACGACGAGCAGCUGGUCCUCCGCCUGGACGAGCUCUACCUGGACGGCGAGGGGAUCGGGGCCGGGCAGAAGCUCUUCGCGUCGGUGCUCUUCUUCCUGGGGCUGACGAAGGCGGCGGGCUCGCCGAUGGCGCGAGCGCGGCGGGCGCUGCGCGGGUUCCGUCGGCUGGCGCCGCCCACCUCGCGGCUCCCGCUCCCCUUCGAGCUGCUGGCCGCGCUGGUAAGCUACCUCGUGAGCGUCUCGAAGCUCGAGGCGGCGCUCGUGCUGUGGCUGAGCUUCGAGCUGUACUUGCGCCCAAGCGAGCCGUACCACAUCCGGGCCACCGACUUGGUUCGCCCGGCUCGCGGCCGCCUGGGACACGACAGCUGGAGCGUGACUCUGCACGCCGCCGAGACGGAGGUGCUCUCGAAGACCGCCGAGUACGACGAGGCGCUGAAGCUGGACCUGCCGCGGCAGGAGCUGCUGGGCCCGGCGCUGGAGGCCUCCGUGACCGCGCGGCUCGGCCCCGACUGGCGGAGGCCUCGCCCCACGGCGGCGCGCGGCGCCGGCGCGGGCGGCCGCGCGAGCGGCGCGGCCCCGGAGCCUCUGCUGUUCGCGAUCACGCAGCGCGAGGUCUCGAGCGCCCUCUCGGCCGCCGCCAAGGCCCUCGGGAUCGAGAAGUUCCUGCCCGGCCUGCACCCUUACAUGCUCAGGCACGGGGGCGCGUCUCACGACUACGGCAGCAAGGCCAGGUCCCUCGUCGACGUCCAGCGCAGAGGCCGGUGGCAGUCGUGGCAUUCGGUCCGCCGAUACGAGAAAGGCGCUCGCCUGUCGCAGGUGCUGCAGAUGGUGCCCGCUGCGAUGCAGGACCACGCAGCGCGGUGCGCCGACUCGCUCGGCGAGAUCGUGUCUGGCCGCGGCUCCGGGCGCCUGGGACGGGCGGUCGCCGCUGAAGGGCUGCCCGUCCUGCUUUGGGACAUCUGCCUGGGCCCCGAGUAUGACCUGCUGAGCCCGCAGAAGCGUGGGCUGAUCCGGUCCUGGGUUCGAAGCGGGCUCGUAAUUGGCAUCCACAUCGGGACGCCCUGCAACACAUGGAGCCGUGCGCGGGACAUCCCGCCCGGACCGAUGCCGCUGCGUAGUGACGCUUUCCCUCUUGGCCUUCCCGACUUGAGCGUGAAAGAUCAGGCCAAGGUUGAUGCAGGCAACGUUUUCAUGAUUUUCAGCGCUGGCCUCAUGCACGAGGCCAUCAGGGCCAACAUCCCAGCUAGUAAUGAGAAUCCCCAGACGAGCCGACUUUGGCUCGCCCCUCCUUUCGUCCGCCUGCUGCGCUCGUCGGCCGUCACUUUCACUAUCACGCACUUCUGUCAGUGGGGAGCGCCGUGGCGAAAAGCCACGGCUUUCGCCACAGUCAACCUCGAUAUGAGUCGCAUCGGUCGUGCGUUGUGCAAGUCGUCCAAGAGAGGAAUUUGUUCCCGCACUGGCUUGCCGCACGCCCAGCUGCAUGGAAAGAACGUGGAGCGCGUCUUUAAAACCAAGCUGGCCGAGGCUUACCCUCAGCGUUUGUGCAACGCCCUCGCCCAAGCCUAUAGUAAUGCCGUAAUAUCUCACAG